AUGACAGUUUUAACUCAGAUUGCCUUAGUCCUCAUGUCACUGUUUUGGUGCUGCCUGUGUGAAGCAAUAGAAGCCGGUGAUGCAAUUGCUCUCCUGUUAGGUGUGGUUCUCAGUGUUACAGACAUUCUUGCUUGCUUGGGGGUAUAUGCACGAAAGAGAAACGGACAGAUGUGACUUUGAAGGGCCUACUGAAUCAAUCCUCACCCUGAAAGGCUUUGUGCUAUUGAGGCUAAACCUGAGCUUUGGUGAAAGUUUCCAGGAAUCAGUAAAUAGGGGAGUUUUAUAUUUUUCAUUGUUUCCAUGAAAUGGGAACAACAAAAAAAGUUUUCUUUACAACAAAUAAUGCACAGAAAAAUGCAGCCUAUAAUUUGUAUUUGCUGGUUAGAAAGGAGGUCAAGGAAGUAAGAUGGAUGAUAUUUACAUAAGUAAUAUUUCAUAGUUUUAGAAUUCUCAAAGCACGUGAAAUAGGAAGAAGGAAGUUCUUGCCCAGAAUCCUAGAAAAUCACCAAUAUUCAGUUAUAAUCACUACUUCUUGAAUCGUUGAGGAGUCUUUUCUCCAUAUUUUGAUUUCAUUUUUGUUUUCUUAUCUUCCAAGUUAAUAUUGUAUUUAGAUAUCAAAUAGCCAAAAAAGGGAAACUUUUAUCUCUGGGGAAAAAGCAUUUAGAAAAAUGUAUUCAGUGUAUCUAAUACUGAGAUGCAGGAAAGAUUUAAUGUAAAAAAACACUACAGACAUUGACAUGGAAAAGAUUUAAUGUUAAAGAAAAACACUUUAUAUCAACUGAGUAACAUCCUCCUGAUGAGAAAUACUUUUUAAAAUAUAAACCCAUUAUGUUGUAAAAGAAAAAAAGGGUGGGGUGCAAAGCUGACGAUAUUGCAUCAGUGAUGAUGGUAAUGGUCAACGUGUUAGCUUGCAGAGAGUGCCAGGCACUAUCAAAAGCAUUAUAUACUUUAACUCAUUUAAUUCCCAUAGAAACCUGUGAGGAAGGUAUUAUUAUUUGUAUUUCACAGGUUUA
Molecule: messenger RNA, 1013 nt
Organism: Symphalangus syndactylus (siamang)
Lineage: Eukaryota; Metazoa; Chordata; Mammalia; Primates; Hylobatidae
Product: small integral membrane protein 30
Source: RefSeq, a predicted model, not a curated record